GGAGGAGAUGCUAACGGGGGGGGGGAGCGGGGGAGGGGGCGGCGGCGGGGGCGGGAGGGGGAAGGGGCCGGCGGGAGCUGCUCUCGUCGGCUCGGCGGUCGCGGCGCCCGCAGUCUGGAGGCGCACCGGAGCGGCCGGGGCGCCCCCCGCGGGAGCCCGCAGCCACCCGGGACGCGCAUCCAGCCGUGGCGCUUCGGGCCGGGCACACUGCGCCCAGGGGCUCCGCGAACCCCGCGCAGCCGCCGCUUCGGAGCUUGUGCCGCGCGGGCUGGCCGGCGGGGCGGCCAGGGCCCGGCCCGCCUCCCCAGCGCCCGCCCGGCUUCUCCCCCUGGCGGUGGGAGCCUCGGCGGCCGCCGGCGACACUAGGCGCACUGGAGCCCGAGCCGAGCCGAGCCCGAGCCGCCGCCGCCGCCGCCGCCGCUACUGCGCGCUGCUCCCGGGCUCCCUCCCAGCGCGCGGGCCGGGGUGUGGGGGACGGCGGGCUGGAGGGGCGAGGGCGGGCCAGGGGGCGCGCUCGGGGGUUGGCGCGGAAGACCGGACCCUCAGCCGCGAGGGCCCCCUAUACAGGAGCCGUGCACCCCAGAUGAGGAGCUCGUGGCGGAAGGAGGAGGAGGAGCAGGAGGCCCUCUCUUGAAGACCCUCACGCUGUGACCCAGCUCAUUUGUUUAAAUAUUUAUCCUCACGUCAGCAGCUGUACUUUUCAGCUCAGUGGAACAAGACGCCUAAGCAAGGUCCAGUUUCCCCAAAAGGCUGGGGGCAAAGUGGAAGAGAUGAGGAUUUUAUUGACAGGGGACUUGGGAGAGAAGAGGCCAGGGAACCUUCCUAAGUGGAGAAUGAAACUCAAAAAAUCUCUACAAAAAGACUAGGGUGGCUAGAGGCUCACGACCGCAGGCUUAGGAGAAAGAAACUGGAACUCCAUCAACUUUAUUUCUCUCCCCCUGCCUCGCCUUCCCCCAGCUCUGAGGAAGCUAACAGGUCUUUUGUUUUAUAUUGUAUUGCCUUUGGGAAAUUUGCAUUGAGUAUGUCAACAGAAAAUUACUACUGUUUACUGAAAGUUAAAGGGAUUGCAGAAAGAGAAAACAUAGUUUUUACUUUUCCUCUUCUUUGUACGCGUGUGUGUAUUUGGCAAGAAGUGUAGUUAGGUUCAUGGCUUGAACUACAACACGUCAGGUUGCAACAAUGACUGUAGAGCUGCCUAGGUGUAUUUUUAGAAGCCGCUCUUUCCUGAAUUCCUUUCACACAAGUCUUGCUCUCUCAUUAAGUCCCCAGAAAUAAUUUUAUUUAGAGAGAAGGAAGCUAUGGAAGCAGGAGGGAGAUUGCUAAGAUUUCCAUCCUGCCAGCGCACAGCACUGUUUGCAGGGAAGUUCCUGGAAAGUGAUUGUGGGCUGAGAAUUCAGUUUUUCCUAAAAGCUCUGUUAGGUCCUGUUGUGUCAGAUGGCUAUGAAUAAAGCACACUGGGAAAAUCCUGAUAUCCGUGCAUUCUUAUUUUAUCUUUUACACAGUGGUUGAUUCGACUUUCAAGCCCUGGUGACAAACACAUCAACUGUGCUGUAUUUUUGUGUGCUUUUUCUAAAUAAAGGAGAAUACAGCAUGUAUUCAUGCUGCUUUUUUCCCCCAUCAAUGGUUAUUGAAUUCUCUGGAAUUUAUUCAUCUUUUAACGCAUCAUUUUAUGCAGAGACCAUAAUUCCAAACAUAUAAGAAUUUUUUAAAAUUAUGAGUUAGGGUUUUUUAGAGAACCUACCCUCCUUUUAAAAGACACAAUGCCCACCACAACUCCUAGUUCUGUAAAGCAAAACAAAAAUGUAUAAAUGAUUGUAAUGAGCAAAACACAGUAAAACGUUUUCCUUCUUGGAUCACUUUCUGCCCCCACAGGUCCCAGGAGACAUUAAAUCCUCCUGCCUUAAUUUACCAAAAUGCUGAAUUUCCUAACCAGUAACAAUUUCUGUGUCUGAGAAAGACAUCAGGUUUGGAAUGGAAAAAAAACCCCACAUUCUCAGUAUUUAAUUACUGCUUAACAGUAAUUUAUGGUAGCAGGCAGUUGAUUUUCCAAUUCUGAAAGCCUGAAAUGAAGCUGAACAGAAAUUUGAAAUUUUUGAAAAAGAUUUGGUUUUCUUCUUUUUUUACACACUUGUAUACUCAUCUGCUCCCCCAAGUUAUCUGCCAAGCCCAUAUAACUGAAAGUAUGAUAUGGUCCCCUGAGUUGAACCAAGAGAACAUUUUGCCCCUCAUUUUUUGAAUUUGCUUUUUCCUCUAAAUAGUCUUGUAUAGAGAGCUCAUGGGCUUUAUUGGAAUAUAGCAUUAUGUAAUUCUGGGUGCAGUGCAUUAAAUAACAUAGUUUGAUAAACUCUUACGUCAGCCUUACACCUCCGCAUAGUAGGGAUUUAUUAAAUAUUAAGAUGUUAAUAAAAUAUUGUCGUUGGCCACAAAUUUCAUAGCACAAGGCUAAGAUCAUUUUUUCAGAAGAAAGGGGCAUUUAAUCCAAAAGUUACUUGGUUGUUACGGUCUGAAUGUUAGCGUUCCCCAAUAUUAGGGCUCAUAAAUUAGAAACUAAUAUCAAAAGUGAUAGUAUUAAGAAGUAGGGCCUUUGGGAAGGGAUUAAGUCAUGAGGUCUCCACCCUCAUGAGUGGGAUGAGUGCCUUCAUAAGACAGGCUGAGUCUAGCUACCUUGCGCCUUCCACUGUGUGAGGACACAGCAACAAAAGUGCCAUCUGUGAAGCAAGGAGUGAGCCUUCACCAGACGCUGAAUCUACUGGUGCUGUAAUCUUGAACUUCCCAGCUUCCAGAAUGGUGAGCAAUAAAUUGCUGUUGCUUAUAAAUUACCCAGUCCAAAAUACUUUGUUAUGGCACCUCAAAUGAACUAACACAAUAAUACAUUUGUGCUACUAGAUUUUUUUUUAACAAGUCCAAAUCUAACUUAAAUGAAAUACAAAUCUGAAACAUAGCAAAUGGCCUAUAGCAGUAGCUGGUAUCAAAAGCUACACUGGUUAUUUCCUUAAAAGAAUAGACAAUAAGAUAUUGCCUGCUAACUAUUAGAAGACAGAUCAAGGGAAAGGAGAAAAUAGCAUUGGCCUUGAAGAAACGUUUUUUUCAGGAAAAAUGACAUUAAAAUGUGAAAAGACAACACAAUGGGUCAGUUAGUCAUUUGAAUCAAAGAAAUACUUGAGGAAAAAAUAUAUAUGUGUAUUUUUCUGUUAAGACCAGAGGAAGUAGAGAUCCUAAAGCUGUGGGUUGGAAGGUAUUUUUAAAAUUAAUUUGUUCCAUCAAAUCUUUAGAGGCCAUUCAAUGCAGACAUCUUGGGUGUGAAGGGGAACUUACUACUUACCUCCAUUAAGGCAAGGAUUUUUACCUAUGUAAUACUUACUAGAGAGUAGAGUUCACUGUAUAUUGUGCAAGUGAAUGGAUAAUUUCAAAAGUAUUUCAUUCCAUCUUUGUAUACUUUAUUAUGUUUUUAUCUUAUAUUGCACAGAAUUAGUCUUCCUGAAACUUCCAAACAUUGGUCUUCAUUCUGCCAGUUGCAGCCAAACAGAACAAAUCUGUUGUAUCAGUCAAGAUAGGCGAUGUUGUGCUGGAGUGAUGAUUCCAAUUUUUUAGUGGCCUGUAACAGCAAACAUUGUUUUCUUGGUUGUGCCUUGAAUCCAUUGCAGUUCAGCUGGUCUGUUCCAUGUCUGUCACUCCAGGUCUCUGGCUAAUGGAACAAUCACCAUCUUGAAUGUUUCAUGUUGUUAUGGCAAAAAUAAAGAUCACUCUGGAGGGUUUCAUGCUAACAUUGAAAUGUUAUGGCCCAGAAAUGACAAACAUCAUAUGGGCUCACAAAGAAUUAACCAGGAUUAGUUGUGUGGCUCCAAGGAAUCAUUACAAGGAGGUCAGAUAGUACAGCCUAUUUUGUACCCAAGAGUAGAGAGCUGUUGGACUCUCUACGCUUGGGUACAACUCUACAGACUCCUAUUCUGGUAGUAAUCCUUGUCCAUGUGAUACCCUGCCAGCUAAACCAGCUCUUCCUGCCACUUUAUGGUCCCAAGUCCUCACUUUUUAGGGAAAACCCUGCCAGAGUAGCUACCAGCUUUAAGAGACUCCUUUUACUCUCUGUUAUCUCCUUGAAUGCAAUGCUACAACCUCCUGUACCCUUAGAGCCCCUAACAAAGUGUGGCCUCCUAUAAUUUUAUGUCACUUUUAUAUUUACUAAUAUUGUAUACAUUCUGUUUUCUCAGGAUUUAUUUUCCUGGCAAGGGUAUGAUAAACAGGCACUUUUAACAACUGUUAUCUGGAAAUGUCAUGAUCAUUAUCAAAAUUUGAAAUUUGGUCUUGAGUAGUUACUCCCCUUGUUGUAAACAUCAAAUUUGUUAUAUGAUCUUGUAAUACAAAUUUUCAGAAUCAUUCAUUUAUUUAUCCUACUUUUGUUCAUUCAAUAAAUAUUCAUUUUCUACCUAGUAGAAGCCAGGCACUCUAUUAAGGACUGGGGAUAUGGAGAUGAUUAAGAGUUCUCCUCUUCAAGAAACACAUUUUCCGAUUGGGCAGACAGAAUAAAAAGUCAUUAUAAUGCUAAUAGAAGCACAAAGUGUUAUGUGAAUUCUUAGAAAGAAGCAAAUAGCUAGCUGGCAGGAUUUAGAAAAGUUCCAUAGCGGAAUUGAAACUUGAACUAAGUCUUGAGGAUAAGUGAGACUUCUCUAGGCAGAAAGAAGAGGUAGAGAGAGGAUAUUUCAAGCAGGGAGCCCAGCAUGGACAAAGACACUGAACAUGACAAAACUUAUUGUUUAUGGAACUAUAAGGAAUUUACUGAGACUGGCACAUGGGGUCUUUGUAAAGGCUGAAAAUUCUGAAGAGCCUUGCAGACAUUCUCUGGCGUUUGGACAUUAUCCCAUACAUCCGGGAUUGCAAACUCUUACGUCUACUUUGGGCCAUGCAUGGAUGUACAUGACUAAAGCAGACCAAGUUAAGACCAUAAGCAGUGGUGGGACUAUGGCAAUGUGAAGAAUAUAUUCUCCAUCCAAGUGGGAUAGUAAAUGCCACUGAUGCCAAAUGCAAGAUCUUCCAUUCUCCAAAGAAAAGCAGGAAAUUUAGAUUUAUAUGAAAAUUUGAAUAUUAAAUGUUGUCAACUUAUCCAUAUUUUAAAGUACACUGUUAGUCAUUUAGGUAAUUUUGACCUGCAGACAAAUUUUAUAUAGCUUUUGCCUGUAUAUUUCUAAUGAAGGUCAAAGUGUUUGUUAAUACCCAUCAAAGUACAGUAGUUGCUCUUUAUCUGCAAGGCAUAUGUUCCAAGACCCCCAGUGGAUACCUGAAACUGGGUAGUACUGAAACCUAUAUAUAUAUUGUUUUGUCCAAUACAUACAUAUCUGUGAUGAAGUUUAAUUUAUAAAUUAGGCACAGUAAGAUAUUACUAACAAUAGCUGUUAAUGAAAUUGAAUAAUUAUGAUACACUAUAAUUAAAGAGACGAUGGUCCUUCUUUCAAAGUAUCUUAUUGUGCUAUACUCACCUAUUUUCAGAUGGCAGUUGACUUCAGGUAACUGAAACUCCAGAAGAGAAACCUCAAAUAAAGGGAGACUAUUGUCUAUUUUAUCUCAACCUAUCCCAGAGCCAUGUGCCUAAGACUGUCUUGAGGAUAUUUAAUUUUUGUUAUUUUUUAAUUGGGUCCACUAAUUGCUUACUCUUCCUAGCUGCUCUCUUGCUUUGAUGACAGACUUGCCUGCCACUCAAUAGUCAGAAAUAUGCAGCGACACCCCACAAAAUAGUAGAAAUAGUAGGUGUCCUUUCAUAAGGCAUGCUGACCAUUUUCUUGUAGAUUUGGUCCCAUAGGUACAUUCAUAUUCUUAAAGUCAUUCAAUUCACUGGACCAUCAAGUCUUUAAGUUUUUGACAGCUUGGCUCUACAGAUGAUAACCUUCUUGACUAAAAAGAAGUCAACGUUCUUGACUUUUAUUGUCUAACUUAAAAACAAUAAAAAUCAUCAAUUUUGCGUGUUCUGUGAGUUUUGACAAUGAAAGGGCAGCAUGAGCAAAUUAUUAUUUUAUGUGAACUUUGGAGUAAAAAAUACAUGUGGGCAAAGCCACUUUAAGUGUCCAACUGUCUGAAUUAUAAUCCUGGUUCAAUUAGUUGCUACCUAUGUGACCUAGAGCAAGUAUCCUAAUUUCUUUCUGCCUCAAUUUUCUCAUCCAUGUCACAGGAAUGCUAAUAGUUAGUAGAUGGGGCUAAUAGAGGCACAGUGCCUCAGAAUAGAAAAAUGAAUUACUAGGAUGUACGUGGGAUAUAAGUAUCUACUCCUAGAUGACAUGAUAUUGUGCUUGGGGCACAUCAGCCAAAUAAGAAUUAUGGCUUAUACUUCUGGAAUAUUUAUUUUUUAAUUGAGGAUUUAAAAAAUUAUUUUCUUAUUGAAACAGCCACACAUAUAAUGGAAUUAACUGUAGCAUUUUGCAUAAAUUUUUAAGACAAGAAUCUUUAAAGACUUUUGAGCUGCUUGGGACUUUAGAGACAAGAGUGGGUACUGCAUUUUCUUCCUUCUGCUUCAUUCUGUCCUUUAUCAGGUUGGUGGAAAUGCUUACAAUUACCAGACCAUAUACACUAGUUACAUUUACCUCAAAACUGUGAAAGUACUUCCUAUUUGUAUGUGCUAUGAAUGCUGCCCAAGUGUAGAAUCUUUGCCAUUUAAAUGUUCCGAUUUUAAACCAGAAAUCUGUUGGGGUAAAGAAGAAAAUUAUUAGAGCAUGACCUUAGGGAAAUCAAGUCACAAAAAAGAAAAUAGUUGAACUGAAUUCACUUCCCAUUCUGCUACUAAGCAUCUGGCUUAUUAAUGUCCAUAAAGGGAGAGAUUUUUGUCCUUUUCAUUGAUAGUUCCUCCAUACCUUGAAUAAGUAGAUAAUGUUGAUGAUCUUGGGAAAGACAUUUUGUUAAAGUCUCAGUUUUCUCAGCCACAAAACAAAGAGUUUGGAUUAGUUGAUCUUAAACUUUAGUGUGUAUAGGAAUUAAAUGGAGUGUUUGUUUAAAAUGCAGGUUCUUUGAGUUCAUGCUCAGAAAUUCAGAUUUGGUAGAACCAGAUGGCAUUCAGCAAUCCACAUGGAUUUGGGGCUUGGGUUGUAAGGAGCAAAAAUCCAACUCAAAAAGGAAGUUUUUAUUUUUUAUUUUGCUUCAUUUUUUGUCUCUCCUCUUCCUCUCCCCACUACAUAAAUUGGAAAAUACAAUUUAAGAACUGCUUAAGACAUAAUUAAAUAUAGAUGUUCAAAUAAUGUCACCAACCAUCUUUCGGUUAUGUUUUCUUCUCUUUUAACUUUAUUCUUAGUCUGGGUUUUCCUUUAAGGAGUUCAUUUUUAAGAACUUCAUUAUUAAUCUGGCUUUUCUCCUAGCUUACAUUCUUUUGACAUAGAAACCCCAGCACAAAGGGUAUCCCUCUUUCUCAAAUUUUCCAGCUAAAGAACUAUAUCCAACUUGACUGCAUUAGAUUAUAUCCGGUACCCAUAUCUGCACUCAUCACCAUGGUCAGCACCUGUGAUUCAUUCUUCAGCAGCCUUGGGUCAAAUGCCCACCUUGGAUUUGGGAGUACAGUCACACUACCCAAACCAUGCGGGUUGGACAUGAAGGUGGGAUGGUUCUCCAAGACAAAUUGCAGGUAUUUUUUUUUUAGAAAUAAGAAAAUGGAUGCUUUUUGGCCGAAACUAUAGAUCUCCUUCCACUACUGAGUAUUUUUAAGAAGUAUUUAGAGACAAAUGAUCCAAAAAUGUUACAAAAAUAUAACCCGUAUUCCAAGACAUUGAGGCCUUGAGCCCUCGAGGUAACAGAGCAGGGCCUGAGAAAUACCUAAGAUGGUCACAGUCUCUGUGCCAGGUGCCUCACCUAUUUACCUCAGUGUUUGGGACAAAUAUUAAGCAUUUUCCACAUGUGUUAUUAUAUUAGUUUGUUUUCACACUGCUAUAAAGAACUACCUGAGAGUGGAUAAUUUAUAAAGAACAGAGGUUUAAUUGACUCACAGUUCCACAUGGCUGGAGAGGCUUCAGGAAACUUACAAUCAUGGCAGAAGGUGAAGGGAAAGCAAGGCAUGUCUUACAUGGCAGCAUGAGAGAGAGAGAGAGAGAGAGAGAGGGGCACAUGAACGAGCAAGCGAGGAACCACCACACACUUUUAAGCCAUCAGAUGUUAUCAGAUCUUGAUAACUUUAUCAAGAGGCAGCACUAGGGGGAUGGUGCUAAACCAUUAAAACCACCCCCAUGAUCCAGUCACCUCCCACCAGGUCCCACCUUCAACUCACAGGGAUUGCAAUUUGACAUAAGAUUUGGUUGGGGACACAGAGCAAAACUGUAUCAGCUAUGAAGGUGAUUUAUGUGCAGGUGAUCUGUGACUUGUGCCGUGGGAAUCAAUGGAUUUUGAAAAUCAGUCAAAGUCAUUAUUGUAUGUUUGAAGUGAUACUUUGAAGUCAUCUCAGAUAUACAAUAAUAUUAUUACUCUAGGAUCUUCAUGAGAUAACCUGGAAGUUGGCUGAUGCAAUCAAAAAGACAAAGCCCUAGUACCAAAAAGUGGGACAAAGAAACAAGCAGGACCAGCAGCUAAAUCCUGCUUUGAUUUGGUUAUCGGUUUGUGUUUAUUUAAUAAUCUUGGGCAAAUGUAUUCACCUAAUUAAUAUAGUCCCAUCCUAGAUCCCAGCAUGCCUGGUUCCCAUUAUGUUUGAAACAUAUAUAGAUGCACAUUGUAGAGACAAUGGAAAGGAGUAAGCAGGUAACAUUGUGGAACAGAAAACUGAGUUGAUGUAGUUAUCAGAUAGGUCUUAGGUAUAUUGCAUGUGAGUUCAUGGAAGUAAAUUUUAAUGAAUGAAUUAUUAACCCCUCUUUUUGUUAAGUGAAGUAGCUGCUAUCAUUUUCUUAAGUUCAUUAAUAAAAUUAAUAAAAAUAAAAUGUCUCCCUUUUCAUUUUAGUAUUAAGUCAUUAGUUUAGUUUUAGAUGGGCUUUUCCAUACCCUCACCUCACUAUUAGCUUCACCAGAGUAAUCCAAUGUGCAGAGAAAAGUGUUUUCAACAAAUAAUGCUGGAAUAAAUAGAUAUCCAUGUGGGAAAACAAAAAACUUUUAUCCUUAUCAUACUGUAUGCAAAAUUUAUUUGUAGUGGAUUAUAGAUCCAAAUGUAGAAGCUACAACUGUAAAACUUUUAUAGGGAAACAUAAUGUAAGUUAUAGAUAGACAAAGAUUUCUUAGAUGAGUCAUAGAAAACAGUAGCUAUAAAAAUUAGG
Messenger RNA from Cebus imitator (Panamanian white-faced capuchin), 9200 nucleotides. Its product is annotated as homeobox protein cut-like 1. The coding region runs from base 8 to 634 and encodes 208 amino acids. NCBI's taxonomy places the organism in Eukaryota, Metazoa, Chordata, Mammalia, Primates, Cebidae. The record is from RefSeq and is a predicted model, not a curated record. The transcript is spliced from 2 exons.